Molecule: messenger RNA, 1752 nt
Organism: Aspergillus aculeatus ATCC 16872
Lineage: Eukaryota; Fungi; Ascomycota; Eurotiomycetes; Eurotiales; Aspergillaceae
Product: putative acyl-CoA oxidase
Exons: 7
Coding region: 1-1752 (583 amino acids)
Biological process (GO): fatty acid beta-oxidation using acyl-CoA oxidase; lipid homeostasis
Cellular component (GO): peroxisome
Molecular function (GO): FAD binding; fatty acid binding; acyl-CoA oxidase activity
Source: RefSeq, a predicted model, not a curated record
AUGCCGCUGUUGAGAUCAGACCAACCUGUCGUCAAAUCAGAGUGCCGUUCACUCUACAACCAGAUAUGGCACGAACGUUCACCGACCCUUGAACUGGCACAGUCUGAACUGAUGCAACCUUCACCGCUCUCACUGACUCUCGAGGAACGAACGCGACUCACUUAUCAAAGAGCAAGAGCGUUGGCGGAUGCACAUAAGUUGACGGUGAAGGAUGUGGCGUACUUGACCCCGAGUUUCUGGAAGCUACACACGGACAUGAUCGGUGCUAUGGACGGUGGCGCGGUCACCCUGAUUAGCAUCCAGUAUAACCUUUUCGUCGGCACGGUCGCUCCGUUUGCUGCCACAAGGCCUGACUUGGCAUUGAUCGUGCAGCAGGCGAUGAAAUUCGAUAUCUCGUGCGUUGCCCAAUUCAUGCUUACCGAGGUUGGGCAUGGCUUGGAUGCACGAAAUCUCGAAACCACAGCGACUCUGCUUCCAGAUGGUGGCUUUGAGCUGCACACGCCGUCAAAGGCCGCCGCCAAAUGCAUGCCACCGUCCACCCCUCGCAGCGGCCUCCCCACUAUCGCUGUGGUCAUUGCCCGGCUGAUGGUCGAGGGCGAGGACAGAGGAAUCCGUCCAUUCCUUGUCCCCCUUUCAGACGGAACUCAGAUGUGCACGGGCAUCACCUCAAAGGCCCUUCCACCUCGAACGGGCGCCCAACCCAUAGACCACGCCUUGACAUACUUCGACCACGUGCAGCUGCCCUCGUCCGCCUUGCUGGGUGAUCUCGAAAAGUCGCAAAGCGAACGCGAUGAUUUCCUGGCGACCAUCCACCGUGUAUCGGUGGGGACGCUUUUCCUUUCCAGUGGGUGCAUCCCACUUCUGAAGAUUGCCCUCUACAACGCCAGCAAAUUCAGCUUCCGACGGAAGAUCCUCGGCCACGAUGGGCAGCCGAUGCCCGUCAUUGACUUUCGCACGCAACACCUCCCCAUCCUUCACGCCAUUGCACGAGUCCAUGUCCUGCAGGCUUUCCUUAUCCAGGCGGCAGUGGGAUUCCGGGACCCGAAGGUCGAUCCGCGCGUACGUCACGCAAUCGCAACAGCGUUCAAAGCAGUGGCUAUCCACGACUUCCAGACCAGCAUAAAAGCUCUGAACGAAGGUUGCGGCUGGCACGGAUACUAUGAGCGCAACCAGAUUCUUCAAGCCGAAUUGGAGUUUCGUGCUGUGGGAACAGCUGAAGGCGAUAUCAGAGUUCUUGCCAUCCGCCUAGCAAGCGAGCUCUUGAUCGGCCGUUACCAGGUCCCACCACCUAAAGACCCCGAAAGUCUUCUAGCACAGCAUGAGGCAGGCUUGUUCGCGGAGGCGAAGGAAUCUCUCGAUCUCAUCGGCGGGAUCCAUCGCAGCGAAGCAUUCAACCGGACCAUCCUUCCCCUAGCCCUUCCAUUGAUCCAGGCCGUAGGGUAUCGGAUGGCGAUGGAAGCCGCAAUCGAAGCUGACAUCAACCCCAGGCUGCGGUCCCUAUAUCAAGCUGGAGUAAUCAAGGAAGUCUCCGCUUGGUUUAGUGAGCAGGGGGGUCUCAGCCGGAAGGAGCAGCGGCAUAUGGAGUCUCAAGCGGCAGAUGCAGUGCUUCCAGAAUUAGAAGAGUUGGUGGAGGGGACGGGAGCGCAGGUGUAUUGCACUGCACCCAUGACAUCAGAUACCCUGUGGGACAACUUUGUCGAAGAGUUGGAGACUUUUUCUGGCAACGGAGUGUGGCCAAAACAUGCCCCAUAG